UGUUAUGAGGGCAAAAUGGCCGACAUUGUCAUGUCUUGUUGUAUGUCGGAUCAGGAAAAAGAACAGAAAAGCCGAAGUAAGGAUAUAGAUAGGCUUAUCGCCAAAGAAAAGGCACAGUUUAGACGAACAAUUAAAAUUCUCUUGCUCGGUGCAGGCGAAAGUGGUAAAAGUACAUUCUUAAAGCAAAUGAGAAUCAUCCAUGGGCAAGAUUUCGACGAUGAGUCCAUCAAGGAAUUUAAAAGUGUGAUAUAUGGCAACGCAGUGAAAGGUUUGAGAGUUCUGAUUGAUGCUCGGGAAAAGCUGGCCAUUCCUUGGGGAGAUCAAGAGAAUGCCAAGCACGGCGCCUUUGUUUUUAGUUACAAUACGUCAACAAAACUGGAUGAGACAUCAUUCGUGCAGUAUGUAGAGCCGAUGAGGUGCCUUUGGCAGGAUAAAGGGAUUCAAGCCGCCUAUGACAGAAGGAGGGAAUUCCAGUUGGGAGACUCCUUGAAGUACUUUAUGGAUGAUUUGAAUCGCAUUGGACAACCAGGUUAUAUACCGACGAAACUCGAUAUUCUACAUGCUAGAAAGGCGACCAAAGGCAUCAUAGAACACAUGAUUGACAUCAGCGGCGUACCGUUCCUGUUUGUGGAUGUCGGAGGUCAAAGGUCACAGAGACAAAAAUGGUUCCAGUGCUUCGAGAGCAUCACCUCCAUUCUGUUCCUAGCAUCCUCCAGUGAAUUCGAUCAAGUGCUUUUAGAGGACAGGAAGACGAAUCGCCUGCAGGAGUCCUGUGACAUCUUUGAAACAAUCAUCAACAACAAGACAUUUUGUAGUGUGUCCAUAAUUCUCUUUCUGAACAAAUUUGACUUAUUAAAAGAAAAGAUCAAGCAUGUUAGCGUCAAAGACUACUUCCCUGAUUUCCCAGGCGACCCCCAUAACCUAGAACACGUACAGAACUUUCUGCUGACAAUGUUCGACGAGAAGCGAAAGGACAGGAGUAAACCUCUGUUUCAUCAUUUCACGACUGCCAUAGACACUGACAAUGUACGCUUUGUGUUUCAGGCGGUAAAGGACACGAUUCUGCAAGAAAACCUCAAGUCACUCAUGCUACAAUGAGGCUGGCUGGUUACAAGUGUUGUGAAAUCAGGAAAUCAAAACAAGCCAAUAUGGAUUGCCUGAAUCGGUCCAGGGGACACCUGUCAGCGACAGGGGUACCUGAGGGGGUCAGCUACUGUCAGUAAGAUACACAGAGGCUCCCAACGGGGGAACCUGCUUCUUGUGGCUUCAUGUGGCAACAGUGUCAUGUGCAAAAUUUGUGAGCAGUAUGUAAGCGAGAGAGAAAGAGAGAGAUUCACUGAAAUCUACAUAUUCAUAUAUCUAGUCCAUGAUAGAAGGGUGUACUAUUGACUUUGUGGCUUGUUGUCUUUGUGGUCGUGAAAUUCUGUGGAAAGAUGUGGAACAUUGUUUCAGAUGUGUCAGAUGUUUAUAACGGUGUAGAUGUACUGUGUGCAUGUAUAUAAACAAACGCAAUAUUGUUAACACAGUGAUCAAAGAUAUUGUAUGAUUUUACAGUGUAUUUGAGUGCAUACUUACUUGUAAUCGUUAAAUGAUGGAGGUGGGGGAAAUAUUUCUAUUUACAAGAAAGCCUUAUAGUUUUAUAAGAUUAGUUAGUCCUGACAAUUUAUCCAACUGUCAUUUGCACAUGCAGAAUUUCCUAUUUCAUUAAGAAGGCUGGAUGGUUGUGGCCAUUUUUAGACUGUUCUGAUCUCCUUUAGAAGAAGAGCUCUAUAUAAAGAUAUAGGAAAAUACUCAGAUUUAAGAGCUAAAUUUUAUGGAUUUUUUCUUAACUAAAUAAUACAUGUAGUUUAUAGCUUAACAAAUCAUAUCUAAAAAUUUAAGGUAUAUCUGAUGGUUAAGUUUGUUGACCAUCCAGUCUCCUUAAGUCAUUGCUAGUAGUGUAUUUUUUUUUUUUGGUAAACUUAUAAUUACUUUUUAGAAAUAGAUUGUAACAGCCCCAUGGUAAACAUGAACAGGUCCUUAUGAAAUUGUGUUGGUUGAAAAUCAGUAAUUUAUAAUUUAUUUUGCAUAUACGUAAUGGAUAGUGAAUGGUGACAGAGUCAAACUACUUUUCCAAGUAUUUAUCAAGUAUUACAAUGAGUUGUAGUGUUCGUUCAUAGUAAUAUAAAAAGCUUAUAGUGGAUGAAAGACAUUCGUGUUAGAUAAGUGUCGGGACACUAUCACAAGGAACUUUGAUGUAUAUUGAUCAUAGCAAGAUUGAGUUGACAUUUUAAGGUUGUAGUUUUGGUUUGCAUAAUUUGAGAGUUUCUUGUACAUUGAUUUACACUCUUGGCUCUUGUCGUAGCAGGGCUGGGUUUGUUUGGUGCUUUAUAUGUACAGACUCUGUGCUACACACUUGAUCAGUCAUCGAGAACUUUGAAACUCAAUCCUCAACUUGAAGACUUCCCUCGAUAUCCUCUUGGCUGCUUCCUCCCCAAAAAAUGUUCAGAGAUGUUUACAAUAACGUCAAAAGUUACAUGUAGUGAGGUUUUUGUGUUGUAGUAAUAGCUUGUGUACUACAUAUUCAUACAGUGUUCAACAUGCUGGCUUUCUGGUCUAUGACACAGAAGGAAUUUCUGACUGGAUCUGAUCAUCAUGUCUGAUGGUCAUUGACCCUGGUCCUUGAAAUUUGGGUUAUGUGCAUUAAGCAUUCAGAGUAUAAGUUAAUUGUACAUUCAUUGAUUUGGGGUUAUUUUUGAAACUGACCAGAUCGACUUGAUAAAUUUUUUCUUUAUUUAAAAGGGAUCAAUAAUUUAGAAAGAAGCUUAUACAUUAAGAAUAAAAGAUAUUUAACUGAUAUGAGAGUAUUUGGAUCAGAGAGAGAGAGAGAGAGAGACAGAAACUUAUAAUCAGAAAAUGGUUAAUAUAUAUGUGUUGUAUCAUCUGCAAGAGACUGUGCUUUUCUAUCCUUCAUCCUGUUUAUUAGAAGCAGAAAGACAAUUGGUCUGUGAAUAUUUUGACCAAAGAUGGAGUACCAUUUGUUUAAGUGCCUCAUUUACACUGUUGGUUAUUUAUCCACUUAUUAUUACUCAACGAUCACCUAUUGAUUUUUUUGGUAGAUAUUUCAACUUUGCUUAUUGCAUAACAUGAAAUGAAUGUCAAUAGCUCUUAAAAAGAGUAUAAGAGAUGUAGCUAUUGAGCUCAAAAUCUAUGAUUAUCCUGAUUUUCAUUACAAACAACAAUGCUGCUCCUUUUUGGGGAUCCUCAUUUUACCCGUGCCCUGUUACACGAUAUAUUUUUACGCCUGUACUAUUACUACUUUUUAUAGUUUUCAUCUAAUAUUUUAAGACAGUCAUAUACCUUGUUAUUCUAUGUCAUUUUUAUUUUUGGGACUAAUGGUUAUCAGUAUUUAUCUAUCUGCUGAGGACAAAAAUAUUUUCCUGUCAUUUUUGAAGCCAGGUCUAGACUUCUCUGCCUAUUUUAUAUUUCAUUGUGUACUUUGUGUUGUUCCAGGCAUCAUUUUUUGCUCAGUAAUGUUCUAUUUUAGUAAGGUACAAUCAGGUUUGCUUGUUGGUGCAUUUUUCAGUGUAUUAAAAAAGACAACUCUAGUUUCACUCACAGUUACUGAGUUAUAGAACUUGGUUUUACAAAGCAUUUUGUUUUUCUUUGUAAUCUGUUGCAUGUUGUAUACAACUUGUGUCAUAUAUAUAUUUCAUCAGAUAUUCCUCAUCCCACCGUUAUUAGGGAGUUAAAUUGGAAGCACGAUAUAUCAAGCCAAAAUUUCCAUUUAUUAAGCUACGGUAAUCUAGUUGUUCAAGCAUUUGUUUAAAUUGAUUUCUUUUCUAUGUAUAUGCUAAUGUUUCAUAAUAUUGUGUAACAUUACUACAACUUGCAUUAUAUUUAUUUUUUUCCUUCUUUGAUUAAUACAUCAAUUUUUUUUCUUGUUGCUACUGAGCGGCUCUAAUUUGGAAUAUUUUCUACUUGGGUCAAAUUUGUGUAUUACAAAUACUGUUCUUUAAUGUUGUGCAAUUUCUCAUAAUAAUAUUCUCUGUAAAAUCUUCACUGUAUAAAAAUGGAGAUUUAAAAAAAAAAAUAAUUUACAUAGUUGAGCAAGAGAAAACAAUACUAAACCAGAGCUACCAGAAAUUAAAAGAAAAAAAAACAGUUCUUGACACAAAAUGAUGGGGCCUGGUAUUUUUUCUGAGAUUGGCUUUUCAAUUGCGUUGCCUGGAAACACCUUUAAUUGUUAUCCAGGCAGGAACAACAGUUGUAUAUCCGCAUGUAAACAAUACUUAAAUGACAUAUAGAAAGUUUAGAUUAAAAUCUAUCUAUGCUAUC
This is a messenger RNA of Magallana angulata, 4317 nucleotides long. RefSeq names its product guanine nucleotide-binding protein subunit alpha-12-like. Gene Ontology annotation, cellular component: brush border membrane; heterotrimeric G-protein complex. NCBI's taxonomy places the organism in Eukaryota, Metazoa, Mollusca, Bivalvia, Ostreida, Ostreidae. The transcript is spliced from 3 exons. The record is from RefSeq and is a predicted model, not a curated record. Gene Ontology annotation, molecular function: G-protein beta/gamma-subunit complex binding; guanyl nucleotide binding; GTPase activity. The coding region runs from base 16 to 1098 and encodes 360 amino acids. Gene Ontology annotation, biological process: Rho protein signal transduction; adenylate cyclase-modulating G protein-coupled receptor signaling pathway.